AUGCGAUCGAAAGUUCUUUUCGGAGUUAUACUGUCAAUAUCCGUCGCGUUCUGCUUGUGCCCGCUACCAACCGAGUUUCAAAUUUAUGCAAAGAAACUUUAUGAGGACCAUUUGAACGAGUAUAAAGACCAGGCAGUUGCACUCUGGAUUGGCAUCCUCAGGACUUUGAACAAUUUCCCUGAAGUCAAAAUGCGCACAGCUAUCCUCACUGCUUUCGCCUUUUGCGCGACUGUCUUUGCUCAGUCGAACGUCGAGUCGUACAUCGCCAAAGAGAAACCCAUUGCCAAAGCAGGGAUUCUUGCCAACAUCGGACCUUCAGGAUCCAGAGCUGCUGGCGCAAGUCCUGGUGUGAUCAUUGCUAGCCCCAGCAAGCAAAAUCCUCCCUACUUCUUCACCUGGACGCGUGAUGCCUCUCUUGUCAUCAAGGGUCUUAUCGACGAGUUUACCCGUGGAGAUGACAGUAGCCUCAGGACAACUAUUGACAACUACAUCUCAUCGCAAAUUAUUCAACAAAAGGUGUCGAAUCCCAGUGGUAGCAUCACCACCGGUGGUCUCGGCGAACCGAAAUUUAACGUUGACCUUACCGCAUACACUGGAGAAUGGGGACGUCCCCAACGUGAUGGCCCUGCCCUCCGCGCGACAGCCAUAAUCACGUAUGCCAAUUGGUUGCUUUCCCAGUCCAACAACACUUUUGUCACCAAUACGUUGUGGCCCAUCAUCAAAACCGAUCUCGACUACACCGCUGCCACCUGGAAUCUCACAGGUUUCGAUCUUUGGGAAGAAGUCUCGUCAAGCUCUUACUUCACCUCUGCUUCUCAGCACCGCGCCCUUCGUGAAGGUGCAGCGCUGGCUGCUCGCAUUGGACAAACUUCGGUUGUCUCUGCUUACACUAAAGAGGCCGAUAACGUGCUCUGCUUCUUGCAGUCAUAUUGGAACCCGUCGCAAGGUUUUAUGACCUCCAACACUGGCGGUGGCCGCUCUGGCAAGGACGCGAAUACUGCCUUGGCUUCGGUGCACAACUUUGACCCUGAGGCAGGAUGUGAUUCGGUGACCUUCCAGCCAUGCUCCGACAAGGCGCUCUCAAGCUUGAAGGUUUAUGUCGAUGCUUUCCGCUCCGGUAUCUAUCCCAUUAACAACGGCAUUGCUUCCAACGCUGCCGUUGCUACUGGCCGUUAUACUGAGGAUGUUUAUUACAACGGAAACCCAUGGUACCUUACCACUACUGUCGUCGCUGAACAACUUUACGAUGCUCUCAUUGUGUGGAACAAGCAAGGAUCUUUGGAAGUCACCCCUAUCUCCUUGCCAUUCUUCAGGCAAUUCUCUCCCUCUGUGGCUGUCGGCACUUACAGCAAAUCCUCAAGCACGUUUUCCACUCUCAUUACCGCUGUUAAAGACUUUGCCGAUGGAUUCAUUGAUGUUGUUGCCAAGUAUACCCCCGCCGAUGGUUCAUUGGCCGAACAAUUCAUCAGGAACACUGGGGCUCCCACCAGUGCCACUCAUUUGACUUGGAGUUACUCAGCCAUUUUGGCCGCUUUCCAUGCUCGCGACGGUAUCACCCCCGCUAGCUGGGGCGCCAAGGGGCUUUCUCCAACUGCUAGCUGCGGCAGUGGUGGCGCUGGCUCUGUUCAAGUCACUUUCAAUGUCCGGGCCACUACCUUCUACGGAGAGAACAUCUAUAUCACUGGCUCCGUAGAUGCCCUCAAGAACUGGAACCCUGAUCAUGCCGUCCUUCUUUCGGCCGCUAACUAUCCCACUUGGAGUGUCACCUUGCCCAUCCCUGCAAACACUGCCAUCCAAUUCAAAUUCAUUCGCAAGGCCAAUGGACAAGUUACUUGGCAAUCCGAUCCCAACAACGCUUACACCAUCCCUGCCUCUGGAACUUAUGUUAUCAACGAGAACUGGCGCUAA
Messenger RNA from Psilocybe cubensis, 1908 nucleotides. Its product is annotated as Glucoamylase. The transcript has 9 exons. The record is from RefSeq and is a predicted model, not a curated record. Gene Ontology annotation, biological process: polysaccharide catabolic process. Gene Ontology annotation, molecular function: starch binding; glucan 1,4-alpha-glucosidase activity. Bases 1 to 1908 code for a protein of 635 amino acids. Lineage: Eukaryota; Fungi; Basidiomycota; Agaricomycetes; Agaricales; Agrocybaceae. Gene Ontology annotation, cellular component: fungal-type vacuole.